GUGGGGGCGGGGGAUUUCUCAGAACAUCGCUCCUCACAAAACUGGACAGAAGCUGAAAGUGCGGACCAGUAGCCGUCCAGUAGCAGCGUGUCCUAUCUCUCCUCCUAUUGGUCAGUCUUUACUUCGCGCUUUAAUUUUCGGAGAGAUCUUGAUUUGUGAAAAUACCCCCUCGGGGCUCGCGCGGGGCAGAACUUCAGAGUGAGUCCGCUCGUGCGCACGCGCGCUGGUAGUUUGGGGACAGCCGUAAAGUUUGCUCCUGUUAGACCGUCUCCGCAGCAGUCAGGGCGGUUUUUUUUGAGGACACAGGAAAAAGAAGAAGAAGGAGCAGAAAAGCAGCAGCUCUGUCCGUCCGUCGCGCGCUGAAGGAGCAGAGACCGCAAUGGACGCAGCCAAACGGAUCCUCGUGCUGGUUUUGACCUGUUCGCUCGGACCGCAGAUGUUAUCGGUCCAGAUGUGUGAGAUCAAGCUAGACCUGGAGAGGGAACGACACGAGUGUCUGGCCAAGUUGGAAAAUGUCACAUCAGGCUGCAGCAGUAAAUGGGACUUUGCGUGCUGGCCGUCGGCUAACGUUGGACAGCUGGUCACCAUUCCUUGCCCCAGUUACUUCAGCCAUGUCAGUGACAAAAGAGGUAAUAUAACAAGGACAUGCACCGUGGGCGGCUGGACAGAUACAGACUCUGCUGUCAUUGCACGGAAUUGCGGCUAUAGCCUGAAUUUAACAGAUGAAAAUGUGGGGGAAUUUCUGGGCUCGGUGAGGACUGGCUACACCAUUGGUCACAUCGUGUCUCUGAUCUUCCUCAUUAUUGCCAUCUUUAUUUUGUGCUUUUUCAGAAAACUCCACUGCACGAGAAACUACAUCCACAUUCACCUGUUCCUGUCCUUCAUCCUGAAGGCCAUUGCGGUUAUUAUGAAGGACGUUAUUCUGUAUGGAGUGGAGGAGCAGGACGACUGCAGUCCUGGAUCUGUGGGAUGUAAGGCGGCAAUGGUGUUCUUCCAGUAUGGAAUCAUGGCCAGUUUCUUUUGGCUGCUGGUGGAAGGCCUCUACCUGCAUGCGAUCCUCGCUGUCUCCUUUUUCUCCCACAGGAAGUACUUCAGGUGGUACAUUCUGAUUGGCUGGGGAGUCCCUGCGGUCUUCAUCAUCACAUGGAGCAUUACGAAAGCUUACUUGCAUGAUGUUGGAUGCUGGGAUAUUAUUGAUGAUAAUCUCUGGUGGAUCAUAAAAACUCCUAUUUUGAUAAUAAUCCUGAUGAAUUUCAUUCUCUUCGUUUGCAUCAUCCGGAUUCUUCAGCAGAAAAUAAACUGCAGGGACAUUGGCAGGAAUGAAUCAAACCAAUACUCGAGAUUGGCAAAGUCAACUCUUCUACUGAUUCCCCUGUUUGGAAUAAACUACAUCGUCUUUGCCUUCAUGCCUCAUCACAUACAGUCUUAUGUGCAGCUGGUGUUUGACCUUAUCUUGGGUUCUUUUCAGGGCUUUUGUGUGGCUGUCCUGUACUGCUUCCUAAAUGGAGAGGUGCAGUCUGAGAUUAGGCGUAAAUGGCGGCGGUGGCACAUGCAGAGGUUUCUGGGAACUGGCACUAAGUACCAGCAGCCGUGUCUGGCCAGCAACGGCAACCACUCCAGCACUCAGAUCACCAUGCUGACCAAAUGCAGCCCCAGCACCCGCCGGGCAUCAGCCUGCCAGGACGACUUCGCCACCAUCUGAGCUGAGCAAGAGCAGAGAACAAGAUCCAGGAAUUGGACCCAAAACACACUUCUUCAGCCGGAACCAGGGUUCCAUUGUCAUCACCGUGGAAAACAGUGUCUCGCGACUGAGUAGAUGGUCGGUGUUAGAUAGGAAUGUGGUCUACAGUGCAUCCGUGACGUGAACGUUGAUGUUCGUUUUCAUUCUUGUGCAUUGGUCAGCAGAAGAAACUAGCAAAUAUGGAUAGGACAGUUUGCGGUAUUAUAGUUUGGAAUUUUAUGACUGCGGUAUUAUCAUGUUUCACCUCCCUCUUUCACCACACCCUAACCUAUCAAUGGGUGAAAACGCUCAGCUAACUCAGAGAUCCUGAAAACACAAUGUGAUUUAUAGUUCACAUUGAUUUUAAUGCCAGCGAUAACAAAAGCAUGUCAUAAGUAAAUAUAAAUAAUUUCUUACAUGUAGAUCUUUGAAACAAGCAGUUGAAUUCCACCAAGAAUGUGUGUUGUAGGGGCUGUUGGGUGGUGUAGCUUUCUGGUCUUAUUGGCCCAUGUGCGAGUCCAAGAGAAGAGUCCAGGUCAAAGAGGGAGUCUAAUCACCCGUUUCAAUGCUGGUUUUAACAUGCCCUUGUCCACUUCAUCAUCAUCAUCAUCAAAACUAACUGCUUAGUCCAGAUAGGGUCAAGGUAGCAGUUAGGAGAGCAGAGAAUGCCAGACAAUCCUGUUCUCCAAAACUUCCUCCAGCUCAUUAAUGGGGACCCCAAGCCACACCCAUGCCAACUUGGAGAUAUAAUUCCUCCAAUGGGACCCAGUAGGCUGUGCCUGGUACACCCCCACUGGGAGGCGUCCAGGGAGCAUCCGGAUCAGAUGUGCAAACCACCACAACUGGCGCCUCUCAAUGCGGAGGAGUAGAGGCUCUACUUUGAGCUCCUCACCCUAUCAAGUAGAGUGUAGCCCACCACCCUGCAAAGAAGCUAAUUUCUGCUGCUUGUAUU
Molecule: messenger RNA, 2672 nt
Organism: Pygocentrus nattereri (red-bellied piranha)
Lineage: Eukaryota; Metazoa; Chordata; Actinopteri; Characiformes; Serrasalmidae
Gene: vipr1a
Product: vasoactive intestinal peptide receptor 1a
Exons: 13
Coding region: 380-1702 (440 amino acids)
Biological process (GO): cell surface receptor signaling pathway; adenylate cyclase-modulating G protein-coupled receptor signaling pathway
Cellular component (GO): plasma membrane
Molecular function (GO): peptide hormone binding; vasoactive intestinal polypeptide receptor activity; G protein-coupled peptide receptor activity
Source: RefSeq, a predicted model, not a curated record